Messenger RNA from Botrytis fragariae, 477 nucleotides. RefSeq lists its product as uncharacterized. NCBI's taxonomy places the organism in Eukaryota, Fungi, Ascomycota, Leotiomycetes, Helotiales, Sclerotiniaceae. The record is from RefSeq and is a predicted model, not a curated record. The transcript has 2 exons. The coding region runs from base 1 to 477 and encodes 158 amino acids.
AUGCAGAACACAUUCGAACAUCAUAAAACCGAAAUCAAGCAUCUGUUCUUCUCGGAACAUUUGACUAUGUCUGCAAUUCAAGAAAUCAUGAGGAAGAAAUACGACUUCAACGCAUCAAUAUCGGCAUACAAGACUAAGCUUGCUGAGUGGAAUAUGUUUAUCCCACUCUCAAACAGUACCAAAAUUAUGAAGAAUCGACUUCUUUUGGGUAACAGAAAACGACCCGAGCGCAUGUACAACGUCUCAAGGUCUACUCCACGCUCUGUUCCCUUGACACCUCCGUUAAGCCCUCUGGCAUUGAAGCAUCAAAAUGGGAAUGCUCGCACCAAGCAAGAACGGGUCGCUCCUUGUUCAAUAUCUUUAGUCGUCCACUCGGGCGAGGAGUCGAGGGAGUCGUUCUAUCAAGAGGAAUACAUCGUCAUCCUCGCAGAACUUCGCGGAAGACUUGGAGCUGCACUUGGCCGAGAAUCGGGUUGA